AUCCACACCACACUCUCUUGCUCGCCGCCUGCUCAGACAAACCACUCGCACGAUAUACCUUCGCCCGCCGAAUCCGACAAUGUCCGAGUCCAAAGUUAUCUCUGUCGAGGAUCUCGCCACUUCGGAAGCAAAGUGGGUCAAACUCAAGAAGUGCACCUACACAGAUCCGACGGGCAAAGAGCGCCCUUGGGAGUUCGCGGAACGACCGACGCGGGCCUCCUCCGGCAUUGACGCUGUCGCCAUCCUCGCGCUUCUCCGCUCUGAAUCAAAUGCAUUUCCGCCCUCAACUAUCAUCAUCGAGCAAUUCCGGCCUCCCGUUGGUCACUACGUCAUAGAACUCCCAGCAGGUCUCAUUGGCGAGGGAGAAACGCCCGAAGACGCAGCUAUUCGGGAACUCGAGGAAGAGACUGGCUUCCAGGCCGGUGGCGUAGUCGAGACUUCGCCGCUGCUGGUCUGCGACCCUGGGAUGACAAACGCGAACAUGAAGCUUAUAACGGUUGACGUGCCCUUCUCUGACAAGCUUGAAAUACCCGCACAGAAGUUGGACCCUGGAGAGUUCAUCACCGUGCGCAUAGUAGAGCUCGCGAAGUUGCGCGCCGAGUUCAAAGAGUACGAGAAGAAGGGCUUUGUGAUCGAUGCUAGGCUCGACCACCUUGCGUCAGGUUUCGAACUCGCCGAGAAGCUCAGGCGAUAGACAUCGUAAGAUUCAUGCACUACGGACAAGCAGCCAGCGGGUGUAUCAUCACAACAUGUACGUAUAGGUAUGUAUACCAGAGGAUUGCAGACAUCAAGAUGCGCCCCGUGCCGAUGAUAGAUGUAAGACCAUAAGCGCGUCUUUUUCAAGGACGCUUGUACUGUAUGGAGCGAGCAUUUGGGGUCGGCGACACCAUCCC
Molecule: messenger RNA, 893 nt
Organism: Trametes versicolor FP-101664 SS1
Lineage: Eukaryota; Fungi; Basidiomycota; Agaricomycetes; Polyporales; Polyporaceae
Product: ADP-ribose diphosphatase
Exons: 9
Coding region: 80-694 (204 amino acids)
Biological process (GO): nucleoside phosphate metabolic process; ribose phosphate metabolic process
Cellular component (GO): nucleus
Molecular function (GO): ADP-ribose diphosphatase activity
Source: RefSeq, a predicted model, not a curated record